Tuber melanosporum (Perigord truffle) is the source of this 2956-nucleotide messenger RNA. RefSeq lists its product as uncharacterized. The record is from RefSeq and is a predicted model, not a curated record. The transcript is spliced from 9 exons. Bases 49 to 2478 code for a protein of 809 amino acids. Lineage: Eukaryota; Fungi; Ascomycota; Pezizomycetes; Pezizales; Tuberaceae. Gene Ontology annotation, biological process: exocytosis; Golgi to plasma membrane transport. Gene Ontology annotation, cellular component: exocyst; cytoplasm.
CUCCAUCUCCGCCUCACAACCCCCUGAGUGCUAUCAACAUCGUAAACAAUGACCAAAUCUACUGUUGCUGAGUCUUCACGCACCUCCCGCUCAAUAUACCCUAAACCAAGCUCAUUCUCCUUAUCUCACUUCUCCACCGCUGAUUUCAUCGUGAAGGACUUCAUAGAAGGCCUUACCGGCUCCGCAAUUCCCGCGAAUCGUCGGUCGGGAACAAAUUUUGGCACACCAACCUUCGAUCCCAAACCCUACAUCCGCACAUUUGAAGGCGCUCUGGAGCGGCUGAAAGACCUUGAUGAGGACCUCUCAGCAAAAGAGUCUGAGCUUAAAGAAGGCGUACGAAGGGCAGAGAUGGACCAUGCCCGCACAAUUGAUCGCUUAAGUCUCCAAUUUAACACCACCUUGUCGGAGUUUCAACGCCUCGAUAGCAGCAUCACCGAUGGCGGGGGCAUGGCCUCUAGGAUAGGUGGGCAACUGGAGCAGCUGGAGAAGCAGCAUCAGCGGGCUGAAGAUGCAAAGUUCUUAAUACAGUGCUACACAGAGUUUAGCCGUGGAGAUACUUCCCGAUUAGAAAAGCUGCGGCGAACUCCCUGGGUUGAGGAUAGCAUCAAGUGUGCCAUUGUCAGUCGACAGUUGAGCUUGAUUGCCAAACGAAACGAGGGAACCGCCAAGCCGGGGACAAAAGAACUGAUUGAGGCCUUCUCUGAAAGCCUUGAGCAAGAUCUGCUAAAGCAAUUUGAUGAUGCAUAUCGGGAGUUUAAUGUGCCGGCCAUGAAGGGCUGCGCCAAAGUCUUGCAUGACUUCAAUGGUGGAGCAUCGGUGAUUAGCAAUUUCUUGAACCAAAUGGACUUUUUUAUUGCUGCCGGGAAGAUCAAUGCCGGCGAGGUUGUCAUUGAAGACGACCUUAAAGAACAACUAUCAGAUCCCGAUGCCAAUCCUCCGGGGCUGGACCCAACUCUAUUAACCCUAAUUCAUGAAAUCCGAGACGUUCUGAAAAUGGAAUCAGAAACUAUCAAAGAGGUGUUCCCAUAUCCAGAGGCAGUGCUUGGCACCUUCUUGCAAAGAGUUUUUCAACAGUCUCUGCAACAGCGACUGGAAGCGGUACUAGAGCACGCUUCUAAUAUCUCUACCCUCGCCUUCCUCCGCACAUUACAGGUUUCCAGGGCGCAUGUCAUGACGCUUUCAGAUGACCUGAAGGCUCACGGACUGACGGAACAUCCGGGGCCAUUGAGCUCAGGCACUACUAUGCUUUUAGACCAGAAUGUUGAAGAACUAUUCACACCAUACCUUCAAGAUAGGGGAUACAUGGAGAAGGAGAAGGAGAGUUUAGAGCAGCUAUAUACAGGACUUCUCUUCAAAUUCCACAUGUUUCAUGAACAACGCAAGGAGCAGAAACCCCUCGGAGUCCUAGACCGACUCAAAAAGUCCCGAGAACGAGCAAUAGAAAAAGUCCUUGAAAGCGAGCUUGCAAAGUCACAGAGCCAUGCCCUCAGCAAAAUCAUCGGCUUUGAGCGUAAAGCCGGGAAAGAUAAUCAUCUCUCCGACGUACUCCUAUCCGAUGCGGAUGGGAAGCUAAACGUCGAAUUUCCAAAGAGAAUGCUUAAGUGGCUUGCGGAAGCCGUAGGGAGAAGUCUAGAAUUGAGUUCACAGGCUGAUACCCCGAGGGACGUGUCUGUCAUGCUGAAUAUCUUGGUUGAGAACAUGAGGACUAUGUAUUUAGAUGUCGCUCUAGACGCCGCCAUCGAGGCCGCCGAGGCUCAGACUAAAGGCGAACCAGAUUUAUCAUAUCUGCAAGAGCUAAAGCCCACUACCAUAAUAAUGCAUCUAAUGUUCUCAUUCAUAAAUACAGCCCUAACCCCACUGUCGCAGACCUCACUAACGAUCAAACGAGAAAUGAUCAAACUGACUAAUUCUACACUCUCAGCGCUGGAGCAGAAAGUUAAUGGGGUGAUUCAGAGGACCAUCGAUAUUGUCCUAGCGCACAUAACCCUCCUCCUCAGCAAGCAGCGCAAAGCCGACUUCAAACCCCGCGACGAUGAAGUCCGUCUAACAACCCUCCAAACCCCCACCUGCAUCUUAACAACAGCCUUUCUCGAAAAACUCACCCAAACCGCCACCACCUCCCUCGACGGCGCAAACCUCACCCACUUCCUCACCGAGAUAAGCGGCGGCUUUCGCACUGCCCUGCUAGAGCACCUCAAACGUCACUCUGUAAAUCAAGCUGGUGGUAUAAUGCUCACCAAGGACCUGGCAAAGUACCAAGAAGUUGUGAAUUCUUGGAAGAUACCCGCCGUGCGGGAUGCAUUCGAGAUAGUCGCCGAGAUUGGAACGCUGUUUGUAGUUAGGCCCACGGCAGUGAGGGACAGGAUGAGGGAUGGGGUGCUAGCGAAGGUUAAACCGCAUCUUCUAAAGCCGUAUCUGAGUCGCAGGGAGGAUUAUGCCUCAGCGGGAAUUGAGAAGAUUUUGGCGAGUGAACUCUAGAGAUACUACACCCCCGAGAGGAACACAUUUAAGAUACGGGCAACUAGUAAAUGACCUAGUAGCGUGCACGGGUUUGGAAAAUACUUACUCUUUGGAACGAGUAACACUCAUUGUUGGGCACUUAGUGUUGGGACGCCAGUGCCCUUGGUUGGGUUAUGGGACAGAGGUCGAAUCCCACCGAGGAUUGGGGUUUUUCAGGCCAACAGAGUUCAACAGGUGUUAAUGAAAAUCAGUAAUCUUAUUAUUCCCAUAAAGAUUGGCACGGUUCGGGCGGUCCAAAAGGUGCACCAGGAUACCAUAAAAGAAAAGUGUUACAUGUGGCUGUGCGACGACUUUAAAUGCCGAGACGUAUGAUACUUGUGAUUCUUGAUAUGAUAAGAAAGGGGAGCAGGGCUGGAUAUAUGUUAUGAUAGGACUUUGAUCAAACUUCCCAGUUCUGGGAAAGGGAAAAAAUAUGGUGCGUGCACUUCAAAACGCA